This is a messenger RNA of Parnassius apollo (apollo), 2823 nucleotides long. NCBI's taxonomy places the organism in Eukaryota, Metazoa, Arthropoda, Insecta, Lepidoptera, Papilionidae. The record is from the annotation of a GenBank genome assembly.
AUGUCUGAAUAUUAUGAUCAUUAUCAUCGUUGGGAACCACUUGCGGAAUUUCAUUUCAAUAUCGAUGGAGAGGAGGAUAUUUAUGAAGAUGAAAAUUAUGUUUACUGUCUAUGUAGUAGGGCAUUCAUCAGGGAUGGCGUUAAGACCUAUUAUGUAGAUAAAGAAGAUGCAAGUGAGAGCGACAUAGAAGUUUUACGUGAUUCACAAUCUCAGGGGCUAGAAGACCAUUCCCAUGUUCAUUUCUCUCUUGAUACUUCAUAUAAGGUUAAAUGUGAGAAGGAUGAAGGUGCUAGUUGUUAUUGCAGUGCAUCACACACAGAUAAUUAUUGCUCUACUGAUGAGCAUGACGCUCAGUUACAUGGCAUCACAUCUAAUGUUUUACAACCCAGCGAUAGUGGUGCAGAUCUUACUUAUCAAGACUGUCAAUCAGAUUACAUUAACCAUGAUAAAAUAGAGAAAAUGGAUCAAGAUUUUGAAACUCAAGUAAGUGAAAUUACAGAGAAUUAUCUUUCAGAAGAUACAUGGGAUAAAUUCUGGGCCAUCAAUGGUGAGAGAAUUAUUUGGGCAUCUUGGAUUAAAAAGUAUAGUGAUUACAUCAACCCAUCAUAUUUGGAUGACAAUAAUGAUUUGAUUUUGGAUGAGAAUAGCAUACCAAAGCCACAAUCUGCUGAUUCUAUUUAUACAGAGCAGAUUAAGUCUCAGCAAGUUGAAGAAAAAGGUGAUAUAAUUAGAGAAAGAAAGUUCUCCUAUGAUUCUAAAGUCAACCCAUAUAAGAAAGGAAAGCCAGAUGAGAUAGAAAAAAAUGACAAAUCAAGUUACAACAAAGAGGAGGUGUGGUUGCCUUUAAGCAGAAGAAGGUCCUGUUCAGAACAUGAAAGGAUUGUAAGUCCUCGAACUUUUAUAGGCACAGACUCAAUGACUAAUGUUACUAAAAUGACUCUUUCAAGUCAUGAUGUUACAUCAAGUCAUGUCACAUCUGAAUCCACAUCCACAGAUAGUUAUAGUGGUUCUUCAUCCCCAUCUGAUGACCAAUCAAAUGAUCAAACUCGUAUUGCUAAUUUAAAUGUUGAUGAAAAUUAUGAUCCAGAAUCUGAAGAGAUGGAUACUGAACAAUACUGGCAAUUUUUAUGGAAGAAACAUUUUGGGGAACAGUAUGCUUUACACUAUGCCAAUUACAUAGAGUGUCAUGAAGCCCAAUCUAAAAGGUAUGAUGAAACCACAACAAAUAUAGAUGUUGCGACAGAAAAGAGAAUGUUAGAAGUAGAUUAUGAAAACAGUGAUGGCAAUUCUCAAGAAAUACCGUCUGUAAUUGAAGUUCAAGAGCAAGUGGAUAAAAUUAAGUUAGAAAACAAAGUCAGCAAACCUAGGAAACGAAGUAAGAAAAUAAGCAGUAGAUAUAUUGGUUCAGUUGGUGUUUUAUUACAGAAUUUACUCAAAGAACAACAAAAAGAACCAGAAAUAAAUGAGGUUGUGGACAAUGGUGAUAAUAAUGAUAACAAGGAUGAGGAAGUGGUUACUGAAAAUGUUGCAAACAAAAAUACUGAAAUAUGUAAUGCACAGCCACUUUUAAAUAACAGUAACAUUCAUAAUUAUAGUUAUGAUGAUGGGGAUGAUGAUCCUCCUGAUGAAAAACCAGUAUCAUUAAAAAGGAGCCAUGAAGUUGAUGAAGAAGAAGUGUCCUCUGAAAAGAUAAAAGCAACAUUUGAAAUAAUGGGCUUUUGCUUACACUCAGAUAAUAUGCCUAAAGGGCAACUAGUUUAUAGGAAAAGAUUGGGGAGACUCCGACCGCCGCGUUACAAGAAAUUCGGAGCACCGAAAAAGACUUACUUUGAUGAUGACGGGAAUCCUUGUGUGGAUACGGUAAACACAGGUCAUGAAUAUCAAGAAGAAAGAGAAAUGCAGACAGAUGAUGAAUAUCCAGAAGUUCAAUCAGACAAUGAGAAAAUUAUACAAGAACCAAUCCAAAAUGAUGCUACUGUAGAUGCACAUGAUAACAGUUUUGAUGUGCAAGAUAAAGUUGUAGAUGAUGAAAAUUAUGUAGAAAAAGAUAUAGUUGAGGAAGCUGCUACUGUUGCACUACCCCCAGAUUUGGAUAAUUCACUUAGCGAUACACAAGAAAACAAUGAAAAUGAAACAAACUGUGUUGAUGAAGUAAUAGAAAGUAAAGUUCCUCAGCAAGCCGAUCAAACAAAACAUAUGCCUGUGGAACUACAAGGAGAGCCGAAAAUGUUGAAAUAUUGGAAGAAGAGACACUCAUUGUUUCAUAGGUUCGAUGAAGGUAUAAAAUUGGAUCGCGAGAGUUGGUUCAGCGUAACUCCAGAGAAUGUCGCUUGGCAUAUAGCGAGCAAAUUUGCUUUUGAUACGGUCAUCGAUGCCUUCUGCGGGGCUGGAGGCAACACCAUACAAUUUGCACGCACUUGCAAGAAAGUUAUAGCAAUAGACAUUGACCCGUCUAAGAUAGAAAUGGCAAAGCACAACGCUUCAGUGUACGGUGUCGAGGAUCAAAUUGAAUUCAUAGUUGGAGAUUUCUUCGAGCUAGCGCCGGAACUUACAGCUGAUAUGGUAUUUCUAAGUCCGCCUUGGGGUGGACCCAAUUACACGGAGAACUCUCAAUAUGAUAUAGAAACAAUGCUGGAACCAAAACCUGCUUCCGAAUUAAUGAAAGUUGCGAGGUCUAUAACAUCCAAUAUCGCAUUAUAUCUGCCUAGGAACACGAGAUCCGAUCAGAUUUUGUCACUGGCUCAAGAAGCAGGCGGUUCGGUGGAAGUUGAACAGAGUUACCUCGACAAGAGAUUUGUGGCAAUCACAGCUUAUUUUUAUUGA